This is a messenger RNA of Aspergillus nidulans FGSC A4, 5046 nucleotides long. Its product is annotated as DNA-directed DNA polymerase zeta catalytic subunit REV3. Gene Ontology annotation, biological process: DNA damage response; DNA repair; translesion synthesis. Gene Ontology annotation, cellular component: zeta DNA polymerase complex; nucleus. The coding region runs from base 1 to 5046 and encodes 1681 amino acids. NCBI's taxonomy places the organism in Eukaryota, Fungi, Ascomycota, Eurotiomycetes, Eurotiales, Aspergillaceae. The record is from RefSeq and is a predicted model, not a curated record. The transcript has 2 exons. Gene Ontology annotation, molecular function: DNA binding; DNA-directed DNA polymerase activity; DNA polymerase activity.
AUGGAGCCCUUCCAAGUACGCCUGAACUGCGUGGAUCAUUAUCAGGCAAAUCCAUCAGAAUUCGAUCCUCCUCUACCUUACCGUGACGGUAAUAAUGAGAAAGGCUACAUGCCUAAGGUUCCCGUCAUUAGGAUAUUCGGUACUACAGAAACUGGCCAAAAGAUAUGUGUCCAUGUCCAUGGCGCCUUUCCUUAUCUCUACGUUCAGUAUGACGGGGAUCUGAGCCCCGAUUCAGUGCGCUCUGCAGCAAGGAGUCUACACCUGUCCAUAGACCAUGCGCUUGCAGUCAGCUAUCGCCGCAAUGCACACGACAAGAAGACAGUUUUUGUUGCGCAUAUCACCUUAGUAAAGGGUGUCCCUUUCUACGGCUAUCAUGUCGGAUACCGAUUUUUUUUCAAGAUAUACUUACUGAAUCCCAUAUAUAUUACAAGGUUAGCGGAUCUGCUGCUUCAAGGAGCUGUUAUGAAACGCCCUAUUCAACCAUACGAGAGCCACCUACAGUAUGUCCCACAAUGGAUGUGCGAUUACAAUCUGUUUGGCUGCGCGUUCAUGAAGUGUGGCAAGGCCAAAUUCCGUUCUCCUAUACCGGAGUAUUUGGAUCUCCCUGAUCUGUCCCAUCGCUGGCAUGACCGAUCAAUUCCACCUGGCUGGAUCUUAGAUGAGAGUGUCCUACCCAAACAGAGCCAUUGUCCUCUGGAAGCCGACGUUUGCGUUCAAGAUAUUCUAAACAGGCUAGAAAUUAGCGAGCGUUCAAUUCACCAUGACUUUAGGGAGUUUUUAAAUCCCCUGACAUCGAAUGAAAAGCUUGUUCCAAGUAUGGCGGGAUUAUGGGAGGAUGAAAAGCGCCGGCGAAAGAAAAAACUUGGGCUUGAUGAUCCGGAUAGCAGCCCAUUCAGCACUGAAGAUCUCGUUUCAUUCUCAUCUGAUCCACGGAAGGCUUCGCAGGGUGAUUGGAUUCAUAAAGAUGAACUUCAGCUAUUGGUGCGUCAGAUCACUGCAGAGGAGAGGGAGCGAGAUAACAAUCGGGAUAUGACGCUGGAUGCGCAUUUACAAGAGAAUCCUUAUGCGAAGGAUGUCAAGACUGCUUUACAAAGCAUUGAAGAUUUCUUCACUGACGCUGAUGGUUUGACUAACUUACAACUUCCUUAUAAUUCCGGGAUUGAUUAUUCAGAAGAGCAAGCCGUUGAUUAUGUCGACGAAGAUGCUGUUCGAGCCACCGAAUCGAAUUCGGGUCUUUACUCCUCCGAUGAGGAUGGCAUGAUUGACAUAUUUUCUGAUGAUGAUUAUGACAAUAGUGAGAACGAGAUGGCGCAAGUUGACUUGGAGAAUGAUUUACAACAGGAUGAAAGAUCCAAUGCUAUCUCCAAGACCCAUGGGCCUCGGGUUUCCGCCCCGUCAGUUGAUGGUCUUGCUGGGAACAGUUCCGGACUAGAAGGACCUCGAAGUGAUGCUCUCGAGGCCAGGAAUGCAAUAAGUUUCAAAGCUCCCACUCAACAAAAUGUGCAAUCAGGUCGAUCGUCAGUCACUAGAUCAAAGUACGAGGAGAAUUUGGAUAAAUCUUCUCAGAGCCAGGAGAGUUCUAGCCUCGUUCAGUUUUGGACGGCGAAUGCGGACAGCAGUAACAAGAAGAUCCGCAUGCCGAGUCGUGCCACGGAACCAUCCUCUUCAGACGGACAGAGCAUUUCUUCCCAGAAAACGAUCCGCCUCAAAGCCCUUAGCCAAUAUGGCACACUAAACUUCCCAGUUGUGAAAGAUCCUAACGACCCCAUGACAAUUCUACGUUUUAGCCAGGAAGCGUCGGGUUCAAAAGAAUUGAUGGACGUGGUAGCGAAGGAGGCCAGCAGUUCUGGGAAAAGUUCUAGCACUCUUCAGCCGCGUUCGUCCGACGAGAAGGAGCUUAGUAGUUCGUCAGAUAACAUCGCAACUGACUUUGCAGGACUUAUAUCUGAUGCUUUUAACAUACCACCAAGCACCCGCUUGUGCUGCUUUCGGCGGGCCUGUCCAAGCCCCAAGGAGGUUUCCUCUACAAUAAACGCCUACGGCCUUUCAGAUAUCAUCUAUCAAAAUGCACACUACAGUAUAGAUGCUGACGUUCCGGAUCGCCCUCGUGACUACGCAGGAAAGGAGUUUCAGCUGGGCGGUAUCGGCAUACGCUACCUCCCCGAUUUUGAUCCUUCUGGUCGUUUACCUGCAAUGCUAGCGGAGGAGAAUAUAGGCCAAAAAGAGAAACGUGACUGGCAAGAACUGGACCAUCAAUUGCGGGUUGGGUCCACGGCCAGAUUCUGGGAGUUUACUCCUGUCCCUCCGAGCCGCUCAGAGGUCAUCACAUGGUAUAACGGCGAACAGCAGAAAUCUUUGGCAGCAACAACGAAAACAGAAGAGCAAUACGAGGAGAAAGAGUAUCGAGGAAAGGUACUUUCUCAGAUUGAGGGUCCUACACAAAAGAAUGAACAUGGCUUCAAAUACUCACAACAUAAAAAGUCCACAAGUGUCGAGCAUCAGACUCAGUAUAUGAGCACUAUGAGCUUGGAGGUUCAUGUGAAUACCCGCGGUGUGCUAUUGCCAAAUCCAGAGGAAGAUGAAAUAGCCGCGUUCUUUUGGUGUGUUAACUCCGAAGAUGAACCUCAGGAGGAAGAUGAUUCUUUAUCAGUUGUCAAUAUGGGGGUCGUAUUCCAAGGAGAAGAAGAGUACCCGGAGUCGAAAAUCUCAAAGGCGCUGAGGUUUGAGUGCGAGCAUGAAUCGACAGAAUUAGACCUGAUCAACCGUCUAGUCGAUAUCGUUCGACUCCACGACCCUGAUAUUAUAACCGGAUACGAAGUGCAUAAUAGUUCUUGGGGCUUCAUCAUCGAGAGAGCCAGGAAGAAGUACGACUUCGAUCUAUGUGACGAGUUAUCGCGAGUGAAAUCGCACGCUCAUGGACGAUUUGGCAAAGAAGCUGAUAAAUGGGGCUUCGACCACACAUCAUCCAUUCGAAUUACUGGGCGGCACAUAAUCAACAUAUGGCGCGCCAUGAGAAGUGAGAUGAAUUUGCUCCAGUAUACCAUGGAAAACGUUGUCUUCCAUCUCCUGCACCGGCGAAUACCACAUUAUUCGUUCCGCGACCUCACGGCAUGGUACCAAAGUGAUAAACCGCGAGACUUCAUGAAAGUCAUUAACUACUAUACGUCACGCGUCCAAAUGAACAUCGAGAUUCUAAAUGCGAACGAAUUAAUACCAAGGACCAGUGAACAGGCAAGGCUGCUUGGCAUUGAUUUUUACUCUGUGUUCUCUCGAGGCUCUCAGUUUAAGGUUGAGUCUCUGAUGUUUCGAAUUGCAAAGCCGGAGAACUUUAUACUCGUUUCGCCAAGCAGAAAGCAGGUUGGUCAACAGAAUGCCCUGGAGUGCCUUCCCUUGGUUAUGGAACCCCAGAGUGAUUUCUACACCAGUCCUCUUAUUGUGCUGGAUUUCCAAUCUUUAUACCCUAGCAUCAUGAUCGCCUACAACUAUUGUUAUUCUACCUUUCUUGGGAGAGUCCAGUCAUGGAGGGGACGCAAUAAAAUGGGUUUCUUGGACUAUAACCGGCCGCCUAGGCUGCUUGAGCUACUCAAAGAUCAUAUCAACAUUGCGCCUAACGGCAUGAUCUACGCACGAUCCGAAGUGCGAAAGUCGCUCCUUGCGAAAAUGCUUACGGAGAUAUUGGAGACCCGCGUAAUGGUAAAGACUGGAAUGAAAGUUGACAAAGAUGACCGAGCAUUGCAGCGCUUGCUCAACAACCGACAGCUUGCACUGAAACUAAUCGCGAAUGUGACUUACGGAUAUACCUCGGCCUCUUUUUCUGGGAGAAUGCCUUGCUCUGAAAUCGCCGACAGCAUCGUUCAAUCGGGCCGGGAAACUUUGGAAAAAGCGAUCGCCUUCAUUCAUUCGGUUGAGCGAUGGGGUGCUGAAGUGGUUUACGGAGACACGGACAGUUUGUUCGUCUAUCUCAAAGGACGGACUCGAGACCAGGCCUUUGACAUUGGCGAGGAAAUCGCUCAAGCUGUUACCAACAUGAACCCCCAUCCGGUAAAGCUCAAAUUCGAAAAAGUAUAUCACCCAUGUGUGCUGCUCGCAAAGAAACGAUACGUCGGUUUUAAGUACGAACACAGAAACCAGAAGGAACCCGAAUUCGACGCGAAGGGCAUUGAAACAGUCCGUCGCGAUGGUACCCCUGCUGAGCAGAAGAUUGAAGAGAAAGCCCUCAAGCUGCUCUUCAGAACAGCAGAUCUGAGCCAAGUGAAGAGCUAUUUUCAGAGCCAAUGCACGAAGAUCAUGCAAGGACGGGUGUCCGUUCAAGACUUCUGCUUUGCUCGAGCAGUAAAGCUCGGAACAUACAGCGAGAACGGAACGCUCCCCGCCGGAGCUCUCAUUAGCACAAAGAAGAUGCUAGAGGACCCUCGCGCAGAACCCCAGUAUGGAGAGCGCGUCCCUUAUGUCGUUGUCACAGGUGCGCCAGGGUCACGAUUGAUCGACCGCUGUGUACCCCCCGAAACCCUUCUCCAGGAUGCGCAACUUGACCUUGACGCCGAGUACUAUAUCACUAAAAACAUCAUUCCUCCUCUAGAGCGUAUCUUCAACCUAGUCGGAGCUAAUGUGCGUCAGUGGUAUGACGAGAUGCCGAAAGUUCAUCGCAUUCGCCGUGUAGAAGGGACAUCUUCUCUGGCUGGUGGAAAAAGCAGCAUCCGGACCCUCGAAUCAUACAUGAAAGCUUCAUCCUGCGUCGUAUGUAAGGCAAAGCUCUAUGAUGCCGAAAUCCCUGUCUGCUCGGAUUGCGUACGGCAGCCCCAUGUCUCCUUGCUUGAGCUUGUCUCCCGCCAGCGUCAUGCCGAGCAGAGAGUUGCUACUCUCGAGCGUAUCUGCCGGUCCUGCAUGGAUGUACCGUUUGGUGAUGAAGUGAAAUGCGACAGCCUUGACUGCCCAGUUUUCUAUGCAAGAACGAGAGGUCUUGCCCAUUGGAGACAUACAAAUUCCGUGCUCGGCCCUGUUAUUAAACUUUUACAGGACAAUUGCAGCGAUAGCCUGGAAUGGUAG